Molecule: messenger RNA, 3717 nt
Organism: Orbicella faveolata
Lineage: Eukaryota; Metazoa; Cnidaria; Anthozoa; Scleractinia; Merulinidae
Product: neurexin-4-like
Molecular function (GO): extracellular matrix structural constituent
Source: RefSeq, a predicted model, not a curated record
AAUUAGGGAAAUGGUCUCGACAAUGCUCAACACUUUAUGUUAUUUCAAGAGUACUUCAUUGCAGUUUUUAAUAUCUUUCCAGUAUUUUCGGUUUUUUAAGCAAACCUGUCAGACAACGUUUAUUUUAUUUACAUAGAAAACGGUCUUGUUAAACCAAUCUCCCUUUUUAGCAUAAACGAACGACAGGUAACGACAUUGCCUUAGUUUUCACUCGAAAACGCUAAAGAGAAGUUAAAGUUAAAAACUAUAUACUGGGCGAAACUGUGAGGGGUUUGCCACACGUUAUCAACUCCGUGGUCUAGCGGUUCCGGUGCAAUGGAAGAAUGGCUAGUUCGGCUCAUUUAGAGAGCGGACUUGCAACUGUUGUUGCUAUCGAUUGCAUUUUAUCUGGAAUCGUAUUUCCAUUCGGUUCUCCUUGCACCGAUGACGAAUACCGUAUCAUCGAAUUCAAGGAACCAAUAGAGAACAAGGUAAUGAAGGAUCACGUGAUCAGAAGUGCGGAGGUCAUUAGUGAAGGGAGCUGCCGAGUGAUGUGUUAUAUGGAACCCAACUGUGUGUCCAUUAAUUUCGGACCUUCUCACGGCGGGAAAUACAGAUGUGAAUUGAAUAGCGCCACCGAUGAAGACCACUUGACCGUCCUCGAGGAAAAGCAAGCUUUUACCUUCCUAGCUAUCGAGAAUCCCUGUAGAGCCAGUCCGUGUUUAAAUGGAGGUACUUGUCAAGUUGGAUUCACCAGUAAAGGUUUUCGUUGCAUCUGUCGCAGUGGAUUCCCAGGAACGAACUGUCGUCCAGCAAAGUCUUGCAGCGACUUAAAGAAGCUUGACCCAACAGCUGAAAAUGGUACUUACGUCAUUGAUCCAGAUGGUGAAGGAGACAUGCUACCAUAUAACGUCACCUGUGACAUGACUGACAAGAAUGGAGUUGGCGUGACCGUCAUUAGUCACGACAGCGAAAACAGAACGCUGGUGGAUGGAUGUGAACCUCCAGGUUGUUACGAACGUGACAUUAACUACACAGGAGCAAGUCCUCCUCAGCUGGCAAAGCUUGCUAAUAUUUCCGAACGCUGUGAACAGUUUAUCAAGUAUGAAUGCCUAAACUCUCAACUGUUUAAAAAUGAAUCGGACAAAGUAAUCGGAUGGUGGGUAUCACGCGAUGGCAAUUAUAUGAAGUAUUGGGGCGGUGCAUCACCUGGUAAUGGAGAGCAGAUUUGCGCAUGCGGGAUGAAUAAUUCGUGCGCAGGCACCGGCCUUGUUUGUAACUGUGAUAAGAAUGACAAUGUGUGGCGAGAAGAUAGCGGUUUCCUAACUGACAAGACACAUCUUCCAGUUAAACAGCUGAGGUUUGGAGAUACUCUUGAUACAAACGAGAGCAACGGUGAAGAUAAGGAACACGGUUACCAUACUCUGGGAAAGUUGAAGUGUUACGAUACGAUCUGAUGGUGACACCAUCAGGAUUGCCACUCUAUUUCUUUUUCAGUGCGUCCACUUUUUAGUGCAGAAUGUUAAAGGACUUAAAGAAAGAAGUUCGACGUAUCGAGUAAUUAUACCAUGUGAUCUCCAAAGACCUUAGAGAGUAAAAUAGGUUUCCAUGAGUUUUAUUUGCUCCUGUUUUAAAAUUGACCUUCUUAGCUUGUUUGGAUAUGCUUUUCUAGGGAAACCUCUCAACAAAAGGCAAUAGAAGUGAGAAAGUUUCUAAAAUUUAUUCUUACAUGCGGUACAUGAUACACCAAAUGUCCUGGUUAAGGAGAAAGGGCUUUAAGUAUUUUGGGUUAAUUUCAUGGUAGUGGAGCUUCUCUGAAUCAAACGGGUAGCAGUGUGAUUUGUUGAUAGUUCUGUUUGGUAGUUUGUGAAUAUUGAAACACCCUAAGGGACUGCAGUCUGAUCUAGUAUGGUUUUUAUGAAACAAAUAAUGGAUUUUGAGUAAAAACUAAACGAAACAUAAUCAAAAGAAAUUUAACAUGGUACAGUAUAAUAGGAAGUGUGAUACCAGAAAUCGGCCCCUUUCUUUGCUAAGGUGUAGGGACGCAAUGCUUUUAGGGUUUUUUAGAGCCCUUGUAGUUGUUAUGCAGCAUUUAUAUGAGCAGUGUUCAACCUUUCUUUACCCCGUAUAGUAGAUUCGCCUAAUUGAUGUAGGGUGAAUCAGACCGAGGCUUAUCAAGUACAGUUUUAUUUUGAAGGCUGAUUUGAAAUACUGUAGUUAAUUUUACUGGCGAAUUGUUUUAAAAUUUUCUGAAGGAAGUUCUUGCGACUCGACUAGAAGUAAUAUUUUGACUCCCGGACUCCCGGCCCCAAAUGGCAAAUUAACCUCAGACGAAUUUAUUUCAGUCUUUUGUUCCCCAGGGAUUUGAUGCUGAACUCUGGAAAAACCCCUUGCAACACAAAGGCUAGAAUUUUCUUCUACUUUGAGGCAAUCAUUUCAUCUCUUGUUGGGGCAUUCGCACAAAGGAAAAUUUUGAGAUUUUGGAAAAGACGUCACAAGCGGAACAAGGACCAUGGUCUCUCAGGUAGACAGACCCUUAUGCCCUUUUGGGAUUGAAAGAGUUACUUAAGCGUGUAUUAAUUUUUUAUACACAGCGAUCUAGACUAAUUUCAGGUGCGUAUUACAGCUGGGAAAAUUUGUAAAUAUCCUUUUUUCGUCUUCUCCGGUCGAGAGACUGUCAGGCGUCAGCUUCUAGGCUGGAAAAGAAUGGAAUGAACUGAGAGACAUUUUUUUUCCAGAUACGUAGAUGUAUGCUCUCCGUAACAUAGUUGUUCUAGCUUCAGUUAACGACGGCCGGGGUAUUUCUGACUGUAGAGAAGGAUGUAAUACAAUCACUGGUGUUCUCAGUACUCAUAUCCUAUAAUGCGUAUACUAAACUUUUUAGUUUCUUUCCAUGUCAGCGACUUUGUCUAGGGCAGUAAAAGGCUGUCAUUAAUUAUUCGCAAUAAUGAUUGUGAAAUUUAUUGAAGUGUAGGUCCUGAUGUAACAGAAAUUUCAAUACGCAUAAAUAUGCAUGGAAAUAUGAGUAGAAAAUUAGAUGAGGGCCGUACAGGGAAAUAUUGACCCGAGGGCGUGGCAAGACGAACCGAGCGCAGCGAGGUCCGUACAAAAACGAGCGAGGACUUAUAUUCCCCAGCAAGCUACAAUAGCUUAGAGAGUAGUUUUUUAUUUCCCUGCUUUCGUAGGCAAAAAAUGCACGGCUCAUGACCGUAUGGCAAAUCCUGACCGAAAAAGAACCAAUCAGAACGCUCGGAUUUCCCUCAAGACUACAUUGCCAUACACUGUAUGAUAACUGACAGUGUCAAAGAAUGUAACUAUUUUCUUGUUGGUACGAAAUGCACGUGUUCCGCCAUGGCAUUAAUUUAGUCUAUUGUUAUAAGCAUAUAUACAAGGUUUGACAGUUGUAAUGUAUGCAUCUCAGCUCUCAAACUUUCAAAGUUUAUUUCAGCAGCUCACAGUUUGAGCUGCACACCGAUCUCUGUUACGGGUCAUACGAAUAUAAAUAGCAAAGGAUAAAGUACAGAUUACAUCACUAUUGAACUUUACAUGUAAAUUUUUUUGGUAGUUUGCUGAAUAUCUUUCGUUAAAAUCGUGAUUGAAACGAAAUCUCUCAAAUAGUGAAAAAAUGCUAACAGAUAAAGUCUGAAGAUUUGAAACUGUAUUUCUAGAUGUAUGUAUACAUGUAAUUUACCAGCUUAACCAACAAGAUGCAAUAAACGAACUUUUAUGAAUCUGAAA